GAGGAGACGCAUCCUCUGCGCAGUGGUGGAAGCAACAUCUCUCAGUCAGCUUCGGACUCUUGUUUUUUUUGCACUUCGGGGCUCUUUUCUCUCUUUUAGAAUUUUGUUGUUGUCGUUGCAUUUGUGUUGCGUGUUUGUGUCUGUGUGCGCGCGCCCGGCAUCCAAUACUUGGACCGUGAUGUGGAUUUACAAGCUGCUGCUGACCCUCUCCGUGCUGCUCUGCUCAGAGGCCAGAAGAAAUGCGCUGCAGGACUACCAGAAGACGGACGGCGUGCGUCUGGUGGUCGUGACCCCGAGCCCUUCCCACCUGGCCAAAAGCAGGAAGGUCAGCCUGGCCAAGUGCGCUCGAACCUGCAGCCGCAACAAAAAACUCCCUUUCGCCUGCAGAGCGUUCAUCUAUGAUCAGCAAAACAGGAAAUGCCAGUGGCUGUCUUUUGACCGCAACUCGCCCGCCGUGGAGACCCAACACGACUUCAACGUACAACUCUAUCAAAAGAAAGAUUACAUUCGCGAGUGCAUCGUGGGUACCGGUCAGAGCUACAGGGGUCGAAGGUCGGUAACGGUCAGUGGGAUCCUGUGCCAGGCCUGGGCCUCCCCUAUUCCUCACGAACACAAAUUCAUGUCCAAGCGUUUCAGCAAGAAGGACCUCAGGGAUAACUACUGCCGAAACCCGGAUAACUCCACCGUCGGACCGUGGUGCUUCACCACCGACCCGCGGCCGCACCUCAGGCACCAGGAGUGUGGAAUCCCUCAGUGUUCACAGGUGGAGUGCAUACAUUGCAACGGCGAGGGUUACAGAGGACCCAUGGACCACACGGAGAGCGGGAAGGAAUGCCAACGCUGGGACCUGGAGGAGCCGCACAAGCACUCGUACCACCCUGACAGGUAUCCCGGCAAGGGCCUCGACGACAACUACUGCAGGAAUCCAGACGGACGCCACAGGCCCUGGUGCUUCACCAUGGACCCGAACACAAAGUGGGAAUACUGCGCCAUCAGAGUUUGCGAAACCCCUCCGAAAACAACUGCGGUGGAAACCAGCGAGUGCUACCAGGACAGGGGAGAAGCGUACAGGGGGACGGUGGACGUGACCCCCACGGGGCUCACCUGCCAACGGUGGGACGCUCAAUACCCCCACAAUCACUCCUUCAUCCCGCAGGCGUACCCUUGCAAGGAUUUGAGAGAAAACUACUGCCGGAAUCCAGAUGGCCAGGAAUUCCCGUGGUGCUUCACGACGGACCCAAGAGUCCGCACCAUGUUCUGCACCAACAUCCCUCAGUGCGGCUCCCAAAACAAGCCCGACUGCUACGAAGGCUUUGGAGAGAAAUACCGGGGGGAGCAGUCCAGGACCAGAGCCAAUCUGCCCUGUUCUCCCUGGGGGGAGCACAACAACAGCGGUGAGAGAGGUCUAACGGUUGCCGGCCUGCAGAGGAACUACUGCAGAAAUCCCGACAAAGACAAGCACGGACCGUGGUGUUACACCAACAACUCUGCCAUACGGUGGGACUACUGCAAUGUGAAGCCAUGUGACGCUUCCCAGAACACCGUUCCAGCAGGCGAGCUGGCCUCCGUGGGCUGUUUCGUCCACAAGAGGACCCGAAUCGUCGGAGGGAGUCCGCUGAACGUGUCGGCCGGCAGCUGGAUGGUCAGCAUACAAAAAGGGUCGUCUCACUGGUGCGGGGGUUCGCUCAUACGAGAGGAGUGGGUGCUCACGGACCGGCAGUGCUUCUCCUCGUGCGUUCCUGACCUGAGCGAGUAUCGGGUGUGGCUGGGCGUGUCCGACAUCGGAGUGGGCGCUUUGGAUCGGGCCACCGGACAGGAAGUCCGCAUAGCGCGGGUGAUAUGCGGCCCCGAGGGUUCCAGUUUGGCCAUGCUGAGGCUCUCCAAGCCCGCCCUGCCGGCAGACAACGUGCACACCAUUCAGCUGCCCGUGGACGGCUGCUCCAUCCCUGAAGGAACACUUUGCAAUUACGGAUGGGGAGAGACCAAAGGUACAGGCCACGACGAGGUCCUGAAGGUCGUCGACCUCCCCAUCGUGAGCAACGACAAGUGCAGAGAGCUGCACAGGGGCAGCCUGCACAUCAGCAACAGCAAGAUCUGCGCAGGAGGCGUCAGGAAUGAGGGCGUGUGCGAGAGGGAUUACGGCGGCCCUCUGGUGUGUCAGGACGGCGAAAUGAAGGUCGUCAUCGGCGUGAGCGUCCACGGCCGAGGCUGCGCCCGCGCCAACCGGCCCGCCAUCUUCAUCAACGUGCCCUUCUACGCCCAGUGGAUCUACAAAGUCUUCAAGCAUUACUCCGAGCCGUAGCUCAGCGCCGAAGAAACACGCGACCGGGGCGUCACGCCGACGUCGGAACCGGCAAAAUGACUCAGCGGGACUCCUCGGCUCUGGAGGUCGCGCACGGAGGAGAGGAUUGCGUCGGAAUAGCGGAUGGGGAAGUCAAACGGAAGAUUUACACGCACCGGGAACAGAGGACGCACUUGCUCUGACGGCAAACGACGGUAAUUAACAUUAGAAGAAGAAGAAGAAAAAAAGUUUAGUAGGAAAUAAAAGCGGCAAAUAGCGACAAGAUGGCGCCCAAAUCACAACAUCAAAUUGUGCGGGACAGUCGGGGAAAGUUUUAUAACUUUGCCGCCAUGGAAUAUUUCAAAAUAGCGGCACAAAGAAAAGAUAAACAAAAAAGUAAAGCUCAAGGGAAAAAAGCUAGUUUAUUACAUAAAUAACGUCGCAGUUAAAACGUAAAAAGUUGGCGUUUCUCACUCUGAGGUCUCAAAUUCUUACAAUGAUAACAAAAGAAUAAAAUCAAAAUACAAAAGAAACAUUUUGUUCAGGUGAGAAAAAGUUGGAAAUUAAAAACGAUCAAUUUGUAAUUUUAAAUUGAGAAUGAACUGCCCGGUACAAGAAAAUAUGAUAAUUAUCUGACAAACUUAUGAGGAUAAAAGUCAAAAAGUUAUUUUACAAGAAAGCUCGUUCGUAAAAAGAAAGCAAAUGUAAUCUUGCCAGAAUAAAAUCACAAUAUUGCGAGAAUGAAGUUGCAGUGUGAUGAAUAAAUUUGCUAAUAUACAUAAUAAUAUAAAACAAAAUAACACUGGAAACUACUACGCAAGUAAAAAAAAAAAAAAAAAAAAAAGUCUUUUCGUCAUACCUUGACUUUUUUUUGUAUUCUACAGAAAAAUAUUUUACUUGCACAAUUACAACUUUGUUUUUGAAACAUUAUCAUUUUAGUCUUGUCACCAUACAAUUUUUUUUCUUUAAAAUUCUAACAACUAUCAAUCAGACAAAAAAAAAAUAACCAAUUGCUUGGGUUGUUUCUCCUGGUCACUUGUUUCUAGGCAGAGUUCAGAGGGAUCAGUCGUAGUUACCUAAUAGAUGAAAUGGAUGGCCCGUUUCGUUGAUAAAAUGUUGAUGCACGCUCAAAUCACGACUCCGUACUCAACAUAAACUUCCUUUUUGACGGAAUAGCCCCGCCCCCUUCUGCCGGCUAUGGCGGGGCGCCGCCACUCCUGCUGAGUCCCCACCGGGUACUGUAGCGAACGCGCUGAAAGGUGCGAGUACUUUGGAUUCCUGGCAUUACUUGAAACCUCGGAACACUGCGGAGGGCAGGGCAAACGCGCUCCUUUUUGUGUACAUAGUAUUUAACGAGUGUGUUUGUGGCACUCUAUGUUGGGUCUUAUAGAUCUACGGCGAAAGAAAAGGAGCGGAAUGAAUGUCCAAUGGAAAAUUCAGACAUUCAGUCACAUUGUAGCUUUCGGUUCAGUCUCUGUCCAAUGUGUAUAUAUAUAUAUAUAUAUAUAUAUAUAUAUAUAUAUAUAUAUAUAUAUACACACACACACACCUAUAAACCUCACAUUCAUUCAAAGCCACUGACUAAUGUCUAUGUAUCAAUACUGUGUAUUCUCUUUUUGUUCUGAACCGUGUAUGACAAUUUUAUUGGGAUGGGAGCGCCAAGACUGUUUUAUGACAUUUGUAUUUUAGGUUUUGCAAUUUGGGAUGGGCACUGCUGAAUUUUUUUUUACAUUUGAAAAAAAAAAUGGUCAUAAAAAAUGACAAAUUAUAUAAUGUUACAUUGACUGACAAUUUGAUUUUGGUUAAUUUAAAUAAGCAUUAAAAAAAAAUAAAACAGGCACGGUGAUUCAGCGGGUAAAGCAUUGGCCUCACAGUUCUGAGGUCCCGGGUUCAAUGGUGGACGCGCCUGUGUGGAGUUUCCAUGUUCUCCCCGUGCCUGCGUGGGUCUUUUUCUCUGGACAUUCCGGUUUUCACCCACAUCACAAAGACAUGCAACUUUAAUUGGACACUAUAAAUUGCCCCUAGGUGUGAUUGGGAGUGCGGCUGUUUGUCUCUAUGCGCCCUGCGAUUGGCUGGCGACCAGUUCAGGGUGUACCCCGCCUCCUCCUCGUUGACAGCUGGGAUAGGCUCUGGCAUUCCCUGUGACCCCCGUGAGGAUAAUCGGCAAAGAAAAUGGAUGGAUGGAUAUGUAUACAUAAUAUCUAAAGCACAGGUGUCAAAGUCAAGGCCCGGUGGCCAAAUCUGGCGCACCGCAUGAUUUUAUGAGGCCCGCGAAGGAAAAUUAUGUUCAUCAACUUCCAUGAUUAAAAAAAAAAAAAUCUUUUCUAAAGUUUAAAAUCAUCAUAUCAUAAAUGAUAACGUUGAGAUAUUGCAAUCAAUAUUCUGUGCCCAGGGUUAGUGUGAGGAUAAGCGGCAAAGAAAAUGAAAGUAUGGAUGAAAUAUGAAGAGAGAGAGAGAGAGAGAGAGAAAUGUAAAGAAAAAGUCCCAAGAUAUGGAAAACUGUUUUGUAAAAUCUAUGGUCACACAGCGCAAGUCAAGUGUGAUCUGGUCCAGUUGUACAAGAAGAAUAAUGUAUACAGUAAUAUGAUUUAAAAAAUAAUGACAUUAAUUUUGGGGAUGGGUCGUUUUAUAUCUCGCAGGAAUUAAUUUUAAUAGAGAAAAACAUUUUCACUGGAAAAAAGACUGAAGCGUGACUAAGAGGUCUUAAAUAUGAUUAUAAAAUGCCCUUUAAAACUCUUCUAUGUGGUUUGCCUAAAUCCGAUGGUGGUGAAAAUUCGGAAGUACUUUCAAAUACUUUCAUGAAAGAUGAGAGAAAAUGUCUUUGAAUGUUCUGAACAUCUAUUUCAUCUCUGAAAUCCGUUGCCCACCCUGAUUUGCAAAACCAAAACCACUGUGUAUGUUUAUGUCCUUGUACAGUAUAUAUUUUUUUUGUUCGUAUAACCGCAUCAACUAUGAAACCCAACCCUUGCUUUCCCAAUAUGCUAAAUGUAAAAUCCUCUUGUAUUUUUUUACGUUAUCUGAAUUAUUCUAUCACGUGUCACACCAUUAAAUGUGUUCCUCAUUUAAUUUCCCGUCAUUCACUUGCGUGCCGGCUGCAAUAUGCUGACCUUGCUGCAGAUGGCGCCAUAGUAGCACAAAGAGGUCCUCCUUAGUCACGUGCGAGUUUUUUUUUACAUUUAGCGUCAUGCUUUCACUUCAUAAAGUCAAUUUAGCCUUUAAAAAAAUAAUAUUAUUCGGUUUUAAUAAAUGAGGUGCGUGUGAAACAGCCCUUGAUAUGCUAAUCCCAUCUGUGUGUGUGUGUGU
Syngnathoides biaculeatus (alligator pipefish) is the source of this 5584-nucleotide messenger RNA. It is a transcript of the gene hgfb, whose product is annotated as hepatocyte growth factor b. The record is from RefSeq and is a predicted model, not a curated record. Gene Ontology annotation, molecular function: signaling receptor binding; serine-type endopeptidase activity. Lineage: Eukaryota; Metazoa; Chordata; Actinopteri; Syngnathiformes; Syngnathidae. Gene Ontology annotation, biological process: positive regulation of protein phosphorylation; proteolysis; hepatocyte growth factor receptor signaling pathway.